AUGGGCGCCAGGAAGCGUCAGGGAUCAGCAGACGCUGAGGGCGCUCCAGCUUGCAAGGUUGCGCUCCCUCGCCGCGGCAAGGCUUCGGGCAGUGGCGCCGACCCCGUGGCCUGCGCCCGCUGCUCGGAGCCCGUGGAUCGACAGUCUGGCUUUCGAGGCAAGGCCAGCGGACGCAGUGGUCUGCCGAUGCACGGCUGCGACCAGUGCUACACGGGGUUCAUUCGCCACUUCCAGCAGGACAUGGCCUGGCAAGACUUUGUCGAGAGGUGCCAUGAGGACGGGGACUUCAACAAGGACUGCGAGAGUAAGUGGCAGGCCGACUCCGAGCUUGCCGCCAGUAUUGAAGAUGCUCUUGUGGAGCACGGCAGCGUCGAAGUUGAUGUGAUCUACGGCCAGGAGAUCAGCAAGACGUCGAUACAGUUAUCCAAGGACCAGUGGACGGAGAAGGUCUGCCCGAAGGGUGUGGCUGGCAUAUCGCCUGGGAUGUGCAAGGUGGAGGAGACUCGGGUUGCCUCUUCCAUUCAACCAGGCGUGAGCUCGACUGGCGUCGUCUGCCAGCACCCGAGUAGGCCCUACACGAAGAUCAAGAACUACACCAGGACAGAAGUUCGCAUGAGCACGGUCAAGAUCACGGCCUCGAAAGCGGCAGCCUCAGGAGGAGAGCAACCGACGUUCAAGCAGGAGAUCACUAAGAUCAGACAGAAACAGGCGACGAUACUCAGAGGGAAUGCCAAAGUGCCGACGCUCGCCCAGUUGCAGGACAUUGCAGCCUCGGAGGCUACCAGCCGUGGGCUCCUGGUGGCGCCAAAGGCCUCUGGUGCAUCGCGCGCUGCUUCGGAUCUCCUGGCCAUCGAGGACGCGGACGCCGCGGCAGCGUUUGCGACCGCUAGGGGCUCUGCCGCUCGCCGAGAAUCGGGCGCCAGCUCUGCGACGCAGGCCAAGGCUGCUACUCCUACGUCGUCGCGGAUCGUGAGGCUUUCGUCAGGUAACUUGGCUGCCUUGGAUUCGCCAGCAGGCGGGCCUGGAUCACCUGCCCCAGUUCGCGACCGAUCGAGGUCGCCAGCGCCAAGCCACGCGACGCACGUGAGCUCUGGGCGCAAGGUUGUUCCGAAGGCCGCGCAGGGCGCCCUGGCCAACGACGAGAUUCGGUGGGAGCAGCUGAAGCAGGACGUCGUCAUCUCUGACAUCCUCGACGGAGCCCUGAAAGGCGAUCGCGUGUACUCCUUGAAGAGGUUCAAGCCUCAGUCGCCCAGCAUGGCAAUCAUGGUUGAGACAUUGUACAAGAAGGCUGAGACAGCGACGCUGCUAGCGAACAACCUGAGCGAGAUGAGUUGGGAUCAGAUCGGUGCGCACCUCAAGGUUCUCUCAAAUGAGGAGGUCGAGAGCGCCUCCAACUUUUCACAGGACCUGCUCAGGAAGUACUUGCAGCUGGCCGAGCCUACGAUCGAUCAGAUCACGGAUGCGAUCGCGCCUGUCACAGCUUGCGCCGACGCCUUCAGCAUGUACGAGCCCAAGCUCUCUAGCAUGACGGGGUCCAUCGACUCCAGGGUGGCGGUGUCUCGGGAGAUCCGCAUGGACAUCGUGGUGCUUCCUGGCUUGGAGAAGCCUGCCUUGGUCGAUCACAUGCAGGCGCUUGGCAUCAGGUUGACCGACCAGUUCAGAGCUACCAUGCCAGAGUGGAGCGCCAGCGUCAAGGACUACUACGAGAAGGUUGCGGGGGCGGGGCUCUUGCUGACCCACUUGGGCAACGGCGACCCCGAGACGUUCUCGGACUGCGCUCCACAUAUGCCGUUGCUGGCAAAUUUGCUGACAGGGGGGUUCUCGGAUACAGAUUGGACGCCUCUCUCUGAAGCCUUCGGGAAGCACAGACCUUGGGCCGAAUGGAAGUCUUCGUUUCGACGGGCUGCGUCGACUGACCUCCAAGCUGCUCCGAAGAUGAACGCGUUGAUCAUGAAGUUGAAAGCCGCAGACCUCGAUCAAGAGGGCCUCGAUGCUCUUACAUCUGCAAUCUCGUCCAUCGGCCAUUGGAGGAAGACGUGCCGUGGCAAGGCAUCGUCGACGCUGAAGGCGGAGCAGGCAGUCGAAGACACCAUCAAGAGGCUGGCAACUACGAUCCUCGACAGUUCCGAGGCCCUCGUCAACUUGGACGUCUUGGGCAAGCUCGAGGAGAUCAUGCACCACUUCUCUGUGGCUGCGGAGUUCGCGCUGGUCGAGGAUGGUGGUAGACUGGCGGGUAUGUACGCUCGCUUGCUGGACAAGCGCAACGCUGCCGAGACCUGCAGGGGCGAGGCUGAGAUCCUGGAGGCGGCUCGCAAGUACCUAAGCGAUCCCAUCGAGAAUAACGCGGACGCUCUGCACAGCACCCUCCAGCGCAACAUGAAAGUUGCCAUCAGCGGGGGGAUUGAGAUCACCGUCAUCGCGAGGACUGUAGCCCUGCUCCACCAGAAGAUCGAGCUGCUGAGGACGACCGACGUCGACGAGCUGGCGAAGGGACCUGAGUUCAGCACGUUGGUCCGCAGGGGCAUGCUGCUGGAGAGCAUCGGAGACCUUCUGAUGAAGACGAUCAAGCACGACGGCGACGGGUCCAGCCUCAGGUCACGCGUGGGAGAAGCAGUCAGGGCGGCGAGCGAGGUCAGCAAGAAGCUUGCGACCAUCGCUGGUGGCAUGAGCGACGGUAGCGGUUGGCUCGAUAGCUUCGUUGGUGACCAGUCGAGUUUCGACGAGAUCUACGCCCACAUGCGGACCACGAUCUUUCGCCAGAUCGGCAUCAUCAACAAGAUCAAGUCUCUCGAGCGUGAGCUUCGCGAGAAGCAGGCCGACUUCACGAAGAUCGCUGGCGACUUCAACGUUCCAGAGUUGGGCUUCAAAGAGGCCCGAGACGAGUGGCAGCAGACAGUGGCCAAAGCAAACUUGACGGUGUCAGUGGCUUCGCUGGCGCAGUCGGUGUCGUCGAAAGGGCCUCAAUCGGUGGAUGCACUCCAGCGCAACAUCGACGCGAUGCAGGCCAGGUCAGUGGCCGUGGAGGCGAUCCCGCCAGCGCUGCGGGCCGAGGUCCAGCGCAAGCUGGCGCAGUGA
This is a messenger RNA of Prorocentrum cordatum, 3075 nucleotides long. Lineage: Eukaryota; Dinophyceae; Prorocentrales; Prorocentraceae. The record is from the annotation of a GenBank genome assembly.